Messenger RNA from Carya illinoinensis, 992 nucleotides. Its product is annotated as protein DMP3-like. Bases 255 to 959 code for a protein of 234 amino acids. NCBI's taxonomy places the organism in Eukaryota, Viridiplantae, Streptophyta, Magnoliopsida, Fagales, Juglandaceae. The transcript has a single exon. The record is from RefSeq and is a predicted model, not a curated record. Gene Ontology annotation, biological process: endomembrane system organization.
AUUUCCUUAUUACUGAUCUCUCAUUUCAUGAUAAUAACCCAAAUUUCUUCUGUAUAGUUCCUGCAUUCACCAUAGCUUAAUUACCAAUAGACGUGCGUGCAUGAUCACUACAUAACCACCAGCUGUUUUUGCUUGUACGUUAUCGUACACACACAUAUAUAUCCAGCUUAUAUAUAUAUAUAUAUAUAUCUUCGUUGCUAGCUAGCCAUCUAACUGCAUAUUAUAUUCUCUUCCUGGAGCUAGAGCAAAUAUAUAUGUCUAAUCUUAGACCAAGAUCAUCAACCACAGUACUACCCAAGAAGCAACCUUCAUCAUCCAUAUCUGACAAACCCGCGGCUCCAACCACCUACGAUGUCAUUCCCGACGGCACACCGAAAGCCCCUAAUCUUCGACGCCAACGAUCUUUCUCACAGCGUGCAAUCUCCCAAACCCUAGAAGGCACAGCCAACAUAGCCAAGCGCUUGCCCUCGGGCACCCUCUUAGCAUUCCAACUUCUCAUACCCAUCUUCACCCAGAACGGUUCGUGUGACUCCGCCACUCGCCCCAUCACCUUCAUCCUCCUUGUCCUCCUCGCCGUCUCCUGCUUCUUCGCAUGCUUCACCGACACUGUCAAGGCCUCGGACGGACAGGUCUACCACGGCCUCGCCACCUUCAAAGGAAUUUGGCUGUUUGACAUUAAUCAAGACGACCCUUCAAAUUCAGGCUUAUUCCCGGAUUUGACCAAGUAUAAAAUAGGAUUCAUUGAUUGGGUUCAUGCAGUAUUAUCAGUGCUAGUGUUUGGAGCUGUGGCUUUGAGAGAUAAGAAUGUGUUGAGGUGCUUUUAUCCAACGCCAGGACAUGAGACCCAGGAGGUUCUGGACAUUGUUCCUGUGGGUGUUGGGCUCAUUUGCAGCCUGUUGUUUAUGGUCUUCCCCACCACAAGGCAUGGCAUUGGCUACCCUAGUGUCAUGCCAGGAUAAUAACUCUUCUUCUUCUUCUUUAAAAUUUUCUAA